CAGUCAUCGCGCUCGCACCUCCGCUAGUCGCACAGGGCGACACAUUCUAUUACCAUCGCACAUUACCUCCCGCCCGCCAGCCUCACCCCACGGGUGCCGCAUAUUAAUACACGGCGCACACCUGAGGUCUGCUCCCACAGUGACUCUGUCUGCCGGUUACAUGGCCCCAAUUACGGGAUCCUCACAUAGUUUCCAGAAGCUUAGAAUCAAUACCUCGACGCCCAAGCACGUUCCCUCCACCUUCGCGUCUAUUCGGCGCGAUACCCACCACAAUGGCGACGCUGAGUCCCAACUGUCGGCACACUUCGCAGAUGCCGACGACCUCCAUCAGGCUCAGGCCAUUCCCAUAAAGCGCGACGGUCCCACCAGAAAUGGUCACCCACCUUACGCCCACCAAGACCCCGCCGUUGCCGUCACCAGCAGCAGCAGCAGCGAAGAAGACAUUGAGCAGCAGUUCCGCCGACGAGCAAAGUCCAUCACCUUCAACGAGGAAGUCAUCCUCGACAGCGGGAAUCGUCAUGCGAUCGAAGUACCUUUGCCCAAGUCGAACACGGCGCCGCGUAGUUUCGAGAGCGAUGGCUCCAACGAGCACGAGUACCUGGAAAUGCAGAUGCGUCAUAGACGACGUCCACAGCAGCCAAAGAACGCGUCAAGAUAUCCUCUUCUCCAGACCACCGUCGAUGAGCUUGCUGCAGAUCAAGAGUACAAUGACAAUGUUGCAUCUCUGACUUCAGAGACGACGGCAUCGCCAUUGGAAGAAGUGCACACGCCUCGAGAUGAGCCUUCCGAGUAUGCCCUCUCUCCUCUACCCACCAGCUCCCCCAUUGGAUUUCAGAUGGGCGAAAAGAAGAGGCGCGGUCCGCCAGGGCGUUCCAAGAGCUAUCAAGUGGGAGAAGGCGACAGCAUUCUCCGGCGAGGAAGCCGCCGCGCUUCAACCCGCACUGGCCGUUCCUUGUCGUCCAUGUCACCGGCCGCGUCUUUCUUGGCUAGUUACAAGACCCACGGUCCACUCAAGCCUCCGCAGCCCGACGACGAAGGCCAAGGCAUCGGCUACGAUGGCGAGUACAUCAUCGGAAAGCAAAUUGGCUGGGGCGGGUUCAGCUUCGUGAAGGAGGUCAUGAGCUUUGAGAACGGCAAAAGAGUUACCAAUGCGGUCAAGAUUGUUCGUAAGCAGGUUGAAGAUAAGGAUGAGCUCGAGAACGACCAAAUCCAGACCCAAUUCGACCAUGAGGUGGAAAUCUGGCGGUUCCUACGACACCCUUAUAUACUUCCUCUUCUUCGGGUGUACACGACCGACUUUGCGACAUUUUGUAUCACCAAGCUGAACAAAGGCGGCACGCUCUACGAUCUGGUACGCGACAUGCGCAAGAAGAAGAAGAAAGGUUUGGCGCCGAAACUGGCGAAGCGCUAUACCUACCAAAUUGCAUCGGCGGUGCGCUACCUCCAUAAUGACGUCCAAGUUGUGCACCGCGACCUCAAGCUGGAAAACUGCCUCCUGGACAUGAGUGGGCCACAGGCUGACGUCGAGGGCGGCGAUGUGCUGCUGUGCGACUUCGGCAUGGCGGAUUUCAUCGUCAGCGACCAGCGUGACUGCCCUGAACCGCAGUCCGUUGGUAAAAACCACAACAUUGGGCCUUCUGGAACGAGCACAUGCAUCGUGGGUAGUCUGCCGUACGCUGCGCCUGAGCUGUUUACCGCCAAUGGUCCGAUCUUCUCUCCAGCUGCAGAUAUUUGGGCCUUUGGGGUGGUUGUGUACGCGCUUCUAACCGGGUAUCUACCAUUCAACGAAGGCUUGGAUGCCAGGACAGCCAUCAGGAUCCAGAACGGCGAUUAUGAUCUUGAUCUUCUUCGAGACUCGAAUGCACUCCAGGAGAGUGACGCUGAAGAUGCGAUCGCCUUGGUGACUGGGUGUUUGACUCUCGAUGCCGAGAAACGCUGGACCGUCCACGAUAUCCUCGAAUGCCCUUGGCUGGCUGGCUGCGCAGACUUGUACGAAGAAGUGUCUAGGCAAUGGCUCGCAGACUCGUGAGUCUAGCCAACAAUUUGGACACUCGUGGUGAAAUGUGCCACCCAAAAUACACUCUACUGUCUCCGAGAAGACACAUGACGGCAAGGAGGCCAUUUGAUUGGUUCGAUACCCAUUGCGUUGCGGGCUCGCUGCCCUUUUCCUGUUCUUGUCUUUCCGUUGGUUCUGCAUUGCUCUGUUCAGUCUUUUUGUCGGUUUUCUCUGGUCUUGGUUUAUGGAUACCCCGCUCCCGUCUCUUCUGCAGCUGAGCUAUACGAUAUUGUACCCCCGGCAUGGCGUGUCUUCCGUUCAUGGCGUUGAGUAUCGGCAUCGGCAUCAGCAUCGGUUUGUGCCCUGACUGGUCAGCGUUUCCCGUCUUGCAAACUUACGAAAUUAUUGGUCUGCAGCGAGCUGCGUGUGCACAGGUUUGCUGCAUUAUGAGCUGUAGUUUUUAAAGCAGGUUCUAGGACUCGUGCAAUAUAUUAUACAUUCGAAUGUGAUCAUGGC
Messenger RNA from Paraphaeosphaeria sporulosa, 2512 nucleotides. Its product is annotated as kinase-like protein. Gene Ontology annotation, biological process: microtubule cytoskeleton organization; intracellular signal transduction; protein phosphorylation. The transcript has a single exon. Gene Ontology annotation, molecular function: tau-protein kinase activity; ATP binding; protein serine/threonine kinase activity. NCBI's taxonomy places the organism in Eukaryota, Fungi, Ascomycota, Dothideomycetes, Pleosporales, Didymosphaeriaceae. Gene Ontology annotation, cellular component: cytoplasm. The record is from RefSeq and is a predicted model, not a curated record. The coding region runs from base 161 to 2029 and encodes 622 amino acids.